Molecule: messenger RNA, 126 nt
Organism: Dentiscutata heterogama
Lineage: Eukaryota; Fungi; Glomeromycota; Glomeromycetes; Diversisporales; Gigasporaceae
Source: the annotation of a GenBank genome assembly
UUGUCAUGGAACUUUUGGAGCCAGCCAAUCUGAAACUUUGUAUAUGUUUAUGAUUCAAAAUAUAAAAGAUUUUAUUGCUGAAAUAAUGACUGGAAGUCGUGGAUUCGGGCAUACAGAUUAUGAUGG